Molecule: messenger RNA, 2163 nt
Organism: Aspergillus ibericus CBS 121593
Lineage: Eukaryota; Fungi; Ascomycota; Eurotiomycetes; Eurotiales; Aspergillaceae
Exons: 2
Coding region: 1-2163 (720 amino acids)
Source: RefSeq, a predicted model, not a curated record
AUGACCUCUGUGGAGGCAGCAUCGCUGCCCUCAUAUGACGAUCGCACAGGCUCUGCGGCUGGCGUCCGCCAUGAUCGGUCCGAGAGCGUGACCAAGUCGCUUCUCUCGCGGGGAAGCCGCAUCCUUCGUCGUCAGGGAUCUAAGUUCCACAUUGUCUCCACGCUGGACGAGGAGGACGAAGUGGAGCGUGAGAAACCUCGCUUCGAAGUCUCGGAGAUCUUCAGCCGCAACAGCAAGUCACGCCAGAGUGAUGCGCACGACCAACUGAAGAGCCUUAUCUCGGAUCCUUUUGACUUCCACCAUCUGACUCAUACGAGUCCGUCUCAGUUCCAGUCAUUGGAAAGGGCCCGGGAAACCGACCUAGUCACGGAGUUCUCUGCUAUCCGUGCCUCUCAAAGACCCGUCACCAACCUGAAAGGCAUUCGGGCUGAGGAUCUGCAUUUCCGUGAUUUUUCAUCAGAGGAUCUCAGCCAGUGCGGGACAGCCAUCGGCUGUGACGAAGUCGUGUCGCCUCCGCCAACAAGCCCACCAGCAUCACCAAGCGGUUCCUCCUCCGUGAGUCCAAAGCAGCUUCGAGCACGAAGAGAAUCGCGUGUCGUUGAGAACUUUUCACGGCCCGUCCCAAGGUAUCCUAAACCGGGAUCGACGACCCCGCCGCCGCCGAGGGCCUCGUCUCCGAGAUUGGCAUCCUCUCCCGAGCUGCCCGAGCCAGCUCCUCGCGCCAUUGACGAGAUCCUGGGUCUGUCGACCCAGCCAACCUAUCCCGAGCAUGUGUACUCACAUGCCGAUGAUGUAGAACCUGGCGCAUCUUGGUCUCAGAGCCAUAUGGAAGACAUGUUCCAUCCUCCCUCAGGUAAUGUCUUUACAGCCACCGUCAGCAAUGAAGCGCUGAAUGCUCGCACCUCAUCAAUGUCCCUGCCGACUCUAUCGUCGGACUUGGAAGAUGUGCCGGAAGAAGAGGAGCCCGCCGUUUGGCAUGAUGACGAAAUCUCCCCUCGUGCGCCUGCUCGGGCGAUCUCCUCACCUUUAGCUGAGGCGCGAUCCCCUUCCAUCACUUCCACGACGGGGGCUAGGUCUGAGCUGUCCAUUUCUGUGGCUGAAGACUUGUCAAGGAAAUUUGCUGAGGCACUCGGGUCCCCUACCCUUCCACAGCAUCGUCUGGCCACGAUUGCACCGCCGCAAGCACCCACAGUUCAAGAGCCAGUUCGAAGACGCUCCUCUCUCAACCUGAAAGCCAUCCAGGAGACCAUCUAUGAGUCAUGGGAUGCGGACAUUGACUACUGCUAUGAGCAUGCUGCCGAGUCGAACUGCAACUUUGACUGGACUCGCAAUUCGCUCGACGAACCGCGGCAGGAGGAAGCGGAGGUUACCGUGACUGGACCGCAUGGGAGCAAUGCGUUGCUUGGGUCAAUGCAUCUGAACGCCUCGGACUUGACCGCCGCGGACCUGGACCCUGUAACCAACUCGCACGUAGUUGUGACGUCCACUCUGGACGAUGAUCCUGGCCUAGCCGCCACGCAGAGGGACAGCGAUUACUUCCAGCCGGUGAGGUUCGCUCCCACCUUGGGCAAACACAUCAACCCUGAUUCGCUGUACGAAGAAUACUUGACGGCGGAUGCAGAAUCAGACCGACACUUUGCCUUCUACUCGCAGCCGGGUGUGAUCCAGCCUUUGGACCACUCGGUGUCUCCCCGCAGCAGCUUUUCGCCCAUCAGCAAAUGUAACUCACAGGAAAGUUUGAUCUUGUCCCGUGCCGCGUCUGUCGUCCGCAAGCACCGGUCCUCCGUUUCGACUGCCAGCGUCCCCGACCUGGUACACAGUCUAGCAAGCAGCCGCGAGUUCCAGCCAUCUGAGCAGAGGCUCUCCGGCGAACUCUCCGGUGUGGGACGCCCCGAAUCCUCCCACCAUCGGCAGACCAAGAGUCUGGCACGCGAGCUCGAAGCUCAACUUCUGUUCCGAGCUGAUGGCGACGGAAGUCCCGAGCCUGCCGGGUAUGCGUCGACUGGGGCCCCCUCCAUCCACGAUCGGGCCAGGUCCACGACUGAAAUGGAGGCGGGUCCGUUGAUCGCCAGGGCUAUCAAGAAUGACGCUGCCUCUCGGGCCGCGCCUCGGCGGAAAGGCAGAGCGUCUUACUCCCUCUUCCCUACCACUGCAGCCAAUUGA